GAAACUGCGGGCGGCUGCGGAGCGGCAGCGAAAGCAAAGGAGAAAUCUCCAGCUAGACACUGGGCACCAGAAUCCUGACCACAGACUCAGAACUUUUACAGGUUGCACCGUGACGCCCCCUCCCCGCCCCUUUUGCUCUCAAGUCCUCACGCAACACAAAAGGCUUUGCCUUUCCCGCUGCAGGAAGGGAAAAUAGUUGGAAGCAGCAGGUGCAGAAAGAUUGGGGUCUCCUGCUUCCUAGAACCAACCGUGACUGGAGGACUUUUUUUCCCUCUUCCAGUUUAAAGAAAUGCUGUCUCCAGAUUUCUGGACUCAGAUGCUUCCUGAAGCUUGAAAGUGGAGGAAUUCAGAGGCACCAGGGGCAGGCAGACAGCACAUCUAGAAGCGUUUAUCUUCUGAGCACCAAGCCCUGCUUGCAAAAAAAAAGUCCUGCCAAGAAAGAACAUUCUGCCCUCUUGUCUGACUUAAGCUGGACCCUGAGCCCUAGUCGCCUGCCACAGGACUUACUGCAAAAGGGGUGUGUGUACAGAGAGGACUUUACAGCCUAGCUGCAAAAUGGACAACGUCCUUUCGAUGGACUCAGACCUCUUCCCAAAUAUCUCCACUAACACCUCAGAGCCCAACCAGUUCGUGCAGCCAGCUUGGCAAAUUGUCCUUUGGGCAACUGCCUACACGGUCAUCGUGGUGACCUCCGUGGUGGGCAACGUAGUGGUGAUGUGGAUCAUUUUAGCCCACAAGAGAAUGAGGACAGUCACCAACUAUUUCCUGGUGAACUUGGCCUUUGCCGAGGCCUCCAUGGCUGCAUUCAAUACCGUGGUGAACUUCACCUACGCUGUGCACAACGAGUGGUACUAUGGCCUGUUCUACUGCAAGUUCCACAACUUCUUCCCCAUUGCUGCUGUCUUCGCCAGUAUCUACUCCAUGACUGCUGUGGCCUUUGAUAGGUACAUGGCCAUCAUCCAUCCCCUCCAGCCCCGACUGUCGGCCACAGCCACCAAAGUGGUCAUCUGUGUCAUCUGGGUCCUGGCUCUCCUGCUGGCCUUCCCCCAGGGCUACUACUCAACCACAGAAACCAUGCCCAGCAGAGUCGUGUGCAUGAUCGAAUGGCCAGAGCAUCCCAACAAGAUUUACGAGAAAGCGUACCACAUCUGUGUGACUGUGCUCAUCUAUUUCCUCCCCCUGCUGGUGAUCGGCUACGCAUACACGGUGGUGGGAAUCACGCUAUGGGCCAGUGAGAUCCCUGGAGACUCCUCUGACCGAUACCAUGAGCAAGUCUCUGCCAAGCGCAAGGUGGUCAAAAUGAUGAUCGUUGUGGUCUGCACCUUUGCCAUCUGCUGGCUGCCCUUCCACAUCUUCUUCCUGCUGCCCUACAUUAAUCCUGAUCUCUACCUGAAGAAGUUUAUCCAGCAGGUCUACUUGGCCAUCAUGUGGCUGGCGAUGAGCUCCACCAUGUACAACCCCAUCAUCUACUGUUGCCUCAACGACAGGUUCCGUCUGGGCUUUAAGCACGCCUUCCGGUGCUGCCCCUUCAUUAGUGCCGGUGACUAUGAGGGACUGGAGAUGAAGUCUACCCGGUACCUCCAGACCCAGGGCAGUGUGUAUAAAGUCAGCCGCCUGGAGACCACCAUCUCCACAGUAGCAGGGACCCACGAGGAGGAGCCAGAGGAUGGCCCCAAAGCCACACCUUCAUCCUUGGACCUGACCUCCAAUGGCUCCUCUCGCAGCAAUUCCAAGACCAUGACAGAGAGCUUCAGCUUCUCCUCCAAUGUGCUGUCAUCCUAGGCCACAGGACCUUCAGCAGGGGCAGCACCCAUCUUUGUCCUGCUUCACUGCAUGCAUAGAUAUUUCCAUCACAAGCACCCUAAUAUUCAGGCUGGUGGAAAGGAUCAGCAUAGGUUAGGGAAAACAUUCCAUCCUUGAGUCUGAAAAUCUGGAUUCUUGCCUGUCUUCACCACCUCCACAUUGUGCCACUCAAAGCAAAUCAUUAAACUUUGCUAAACCUAUAAAAUGAGGAGGUUGGACUAGAUUUUCCCUAAAGCCCAUUCCAUGAUUCUAGAUGUGACUUUGCUAAAUGUGGGCACUCAUUUCAGGUUG
Otolemur garnettii (small-eared galago) is the source of this 2094-nucleotide messenger RNA. RefSeq names its product tachykinin receptor 1 (gene TACR1). NCBI's taxonomy places the organism in Eukaryota, Metazoa, Chordata, Mammalia, Primates, Galagidae. The record is from RefSeq and is a predicted model, not a curated record. The coding region runs from base 556 to 1782 and encodes 408 amino acids. Gene Ontology annotation, cellular component: sperm midpiece; plasma membrane. The transcript is spliced from 5 exons. Gene Ontology annotation, molecular function: substance P receptor activity. Gene Ontology annotation, biological process: positive regulation of flagellated sperm motility; G protein-coupled receptor signaling pathway.